Molecule: messenger RNA, 429 nt
Organism: Trichoderma gamsii
Lineage: Eukaryota; Fungi; Ascomycota; Sordariomycetes; Hypocreales; Hypocreaceae
Exons: 1
Coding region: 1-429 (142 amino acids)
Source: RefSeq, a predicted model, not a curated record
AUGUCCAACCCAUCAUAUAUAGACAAAGCACUCAAACGAGUCCAAGACGGCGAAAGACGAGCCUACAUGCGCCUUCGCACGCACCUCGGCCUCAGUCCCCUGCCGAGCAGACCAUCGGCACCAGCCCCAGCAUUAUCAGCAGCGAUGCCAGUAGAAGCUCCUCCCCCCAUUCUAGCUCGUAAUCUCGCUCGAGGACAACACUAUACGGGCAAUCAUGACGAUGCCGCAUCAUGUAAUGUUCCUCUAAAUGAGGCUGCCAAUGUCGCAGAAAAGCGUACUACUAGCCGUGAUAAAGAAGCACAAGCUUCCCGUGCAGACUAUAAGGAAAAUGUUGACGCAAAGGAGAAAUCCAAUGCCAUAAUGGACGACCUGUCCGAUGCCAUUGGCCAAGCACUAGACGAAUGGAAGGAUGCCUCGAAUCACAAGUAG